Messenger RNA from Triticum turgidum subsp. durum (durum wheat), 369 nucleotides. NCBI's taxonomy places the organism in Eukaryota, Viridiplantae, Streptophyta, Magnoliopsida, Poales, Poaceae. The record is from the annotation of a GenBank genome assembly.
AUGGAGGUGAAGAAGAGAGCGGCAGCCAUUGCCGCCCUGUGCAUCAUGCUCCUCCUCGUGCUGCCGUCUGGGCAGCGGCAGCAGGUGGCCGCCAUGUCCGACUUCUGCAAGUGCUUCAAUGACUGCUACCCUGGGUGCAGGAGCCCCGGCGUGCCGCGCUGGCUCUGCAUCCCGCUCUGCGCCAACAAGUGCAGCCCCAACACCAACCAGGCCGGCGACAGUGUCGGCUCUGCCGCCGCCACGUGCAGGAUGGCCUGCAAGAUACACAUCUGCGACUCGUCAGAGGCGCCAGCCGAUGCAGCUGACGCCGACGUCUGCGUGCAGAACUGCAACAAGAUGAAGAUAUGGAGCCACAAGGCCCAUAAUUAG